Molecule: messenger RNA, 1248 nt
Organism: Exophiala oligosperma
Lineage: Eukaryota; Fungi; Ascomycota; Eurotiomycetes; Chaetothyriales; Herpotrichiellaceae
Exons: 5
Coding region: 1-1248 (415 amino acids)
Source: RefSeq, a predicted model, not a curated record
AUGGUAGACCCAUUCCAAGGAACAUGGAAUGUUGAUCUCACGAGCAAGGAGAGUCGCAUUUGGGAUGCUGAGAAAGAAACCUAUGUCGCCGACAAUAUUGGCUCGGAAAUUACGAAGAUGAAGAUCGAGAAUGGGGUCCAAGAGUAUGAGGUCCUUUAUGGGCAGAAUCCGACAUUACGAAUGGGUUAUACCUCACGCUACGACAGUACAGACUGGGCUCCCUACACAGUGAGAGGCAUCGAAGGGGUCCCAGAACAAGAUCAAGAGCGGGCAGCGAUUGAGUUCCGUGAACGUACAAAGAGCCCAUAUCCUUUUGCUAUCGGUAAACCCAUUCAAUAUGUCCGCACCAUCAAAGUGGAUGAGCGUACGCAUUACCGUAUCAGCAAGGAUGUCAACGGCCAGGCGGACUUUAUCCUUAUGCGGCGCAUGGAUGAGAGCCAGGAUACAAGAUCCAAGAACAACAACAGAGCAGAAGGCACUAAGCGAUUCAAGAUUUACAUCUUUGCUGUGAAUCAUGCCCGUGAUGGAGAGAGCAUUGUCAAAUUUUCCCAUGAUCUCGGCACUGAUACUCUCAGAUUCGAGCAAGAGUUCAAGCAUUCUGCAAUCAGGACACCGAACGCAGUAGCUGCCGCAAGUCCUAGUUCAUUCUUCGUUAGCAAUGAUCACUACUUCUACGGAGGUACUCUGGGUGGCGUUCCACGACAUCUGGAGCACAAGUACGGUCCGUUCUGGUGGGCAUCCAAUGUUGUGCAUUGCUCAACCACUGAUGAUUUCGUGAAUUGCAAAACCGUCUCUCCGAAAUGGUCGCUUCUUGCGGCUAACGGGGCUGUAUUGGUGGAAAACGGCACUAAGCUAUUGAUCAACGAUCUACUUGACGCGAGCACGACCAUCUAUCGGGUCGAACCGCAAUCCAACAUGCUUACAUUUAUGAAGAAGAUAUCUCACGGCUCGCAAGUAGACAAUCUUUCACUUGUGUCUGGGUCAGAAGAUGUCUUAGUCUGCGCAUUUCCUGACAUCGCAAAAACCUGGGAACGAUUAUCGCAGCCGCUGAAUACCAGCCUUCAUGUCGAUGCAGCUAUUAUUCGUCUUGGCAAGGGGGACGAAUACCGUCCCAAACUACUCUACUGGGACGACGGAUCGCUUUUGAGCGUACUGACAGGCGCUGCUUUUGAUGACAAACGCCAAACAUUAGUUGCUGGGGGGGCGAUCGAGCAACACUUUAUUGUCUGCGAUAUCAGUGACGCUUAG